Anopheles moucheti is the source of this 4088-nucleotide messenger RNA. It is a transcript of the gene Rat1, whose product is annotated as 5'-3' exoribonuclease 2 homolog. Bases 95 to 3151 code for a protein of 1018 amino acids. Gene Ontology annotation, cellular component: nucleus. Gene Ontology annotation, biological process: nuclear-transcribed mRNA catabolic process. Lineage: Eukaryota; Metazoa; Arthropoda; Insecta; Diptera; Culicidae. The record is from RefSeq and is a predicted model, not a curated record. Gene Ontology annotation, molecular function: 5'-3' RNA exonuclease activity; RNA binding. The transcript is spliced from 3 exons.
AUUACAGGUACAUAAACACGUUCAUAUAAAUUAGGGCAAAUAUUGAGGAAACUAAAAGUUCUCGUAACGAAACUGACGCUCGUUUGUCUACACCAUGGGAGUACCAGCAUUUUUUCGCUGGUUGUCGCGGAAAUAUCCGUCCGUGAUAAUCGAAGCAGUCGAGCAGAAGACAGUGGACGAUCAGGGAAAUGUUGUGUACGAAAAUCUUUCGGAUGCGAACCCGAACCGGGUGGAGUUUGAUAAUUUGUACCUGGAUAUGAACGGUAUCAUCCAUCCGUGUACACACCCGGAAGAUAAACCGGCACCGAAGAACGAGGACGAGAUGAUGGUCGCUAUCUUCGAGUGCAUCGAUCGGCUGAUGAACAUCGUUCGACCGCGAAAGGUGCUGUACAUGGCCAUCGAUGGUGUCGCGCCACGUGCCAAAAUGAACCAACAGCGGUCACGUCGCUUCCGGGCGUCUAAAGAGUCGGCAGAAAAAGCGACCGAAAUUGCCCGUAUCCGGGAGGAGCUGGCGGCCAAAGGUGCAAUUUUGCCACCGGAAAAAGAAAAGGGAAGUCACUUCGAUUCUAACUGCAUUACACCUGGCACACCGUUUAUGGAUCGGUUGAGCAAAUGUCUGCAGUAUUAUGUGCACGACCGAAUGAACAACAAUCCGGGAUGGAAGAAUUUGAAGGUUAUUCUGUCGGAUGCUAACGUGCCCGGCGAGGGCGAACACAAAAUCAUGGAUUACAUUCGGAAACAGCGAGUGCAGCCGGACUAUGAUCCGAACACUCAUCACGUGCUGUGUGGUGCCGAUGCGGAUCUGAUCAUGCUGGGGCUAGCCACGCAUGAAACUCAUUUUACGAUUAUUCGUGAGGAGUUCCUCCCGAACCGUGAACGACCGUGCGACAUCUGUCAGCAGAUGGGGCACGAAAUGAAGUGCUGCACCGGGUUACAGUCGGAGCGUGAACUGGCAAACCGGACGCCACCAGCACCAGGCAAGGAGACGCAGUACAUAUUCGUGCGGCUGAACGUGCUGAAGGAGUACCUGCAGAAGGAACUGGAUAUGCCCAACUUACCGUUCGAGUACGAUUUCGAGCGCGUGCUGGACGAUUGGGUGUUUAUGUGCUUUUUCGUCGGUAACGAUUUCCUUCCACAUCUCCCCAGCUUGGAGAUUCGAGAGAAUGCAAUCGAUCGGUUGGUGACGCUGUACAAGAAGUGUGUUUAUAAAACACGCGGCUAUCUAACCGACUCGGGCAGCGUGUUGCUCGACCGGGUGGAAAUGAUCAUGACCGAUCUGGGUUAUGCGGAGGACGAAAUUUUUCGGCAGCGUAAAGUGAGCGAAGAUCGUUUCAAGGAGCGCAACAAGCGUAUGCGAAUGCAGAAGGAUCGCUCUCAGCGUCCCAAUUUUCAACAGCUAAAUAAUUCUCAGUUCGCUCCGACGCCGCUCGGUCGUGGUGUGCAACCGCAGGCAAUUGUGAAUCCGCGCCAGGAAGCGGCCCAUUUUCGAAUGCUUGGACAAGGUGGGAAUGCGAAACAAGAUAAUGCUGCCGGUAGCAGUACAGACCAGCCGGAACGGCGCGGCACCAAGCACAAAUUGGAUGAAUCAUUAGCGGUAGCGUUAGCUGAGGAAGAGGAAACGCCCGACGAGGUACGGCUGUGGGAGGAUGGAUUUAAGGAACGUUACUAUGAAUCUAAGUUUGACGUUACGUCGCAGAAUACCAGCUUCCGGCAAACGGUUGCCUGGGAGUACGUACGAGGACUUUGCUGGGUGUUACAAUACUACUACCAGGGCUGUGCCUCCUGGGAAUGGUACUUCCCGUACCACUAUGCACCGUUCGCGUCUGACUUGAAGCACCUGGAAAAUGUAAACACUCACUUCGAUCGGGGCACGCCGUUCAAACCCCUGCAGCAGCUAAUGGGCGUGUUCCCGGCCGCCAGUCGUAGUCACGUACCGGAGGCAUUCGCCGAACUGAUGAUCGAUCCGCGAAGUCCCAUUAUUGACUUCUAUCCGAUCGAUUUCCGCAUCGAUCUGAAUGGGAAAAAGUUUGCCUGGCAGGGUGUAGCCCUGCUUCCAUUCGUCGACGAGAAACGACUGUUCAAGGCAACGGAUCCGAAGGUACCGUUGCUCACCGUAGAAGAACAACUUCGCAACGAGAAUGGAGACGCGAAACUAUUCAUACUGCCCGGUUCCACCGGUUACAAAACGCUGGCCGGUCUGUAUGCGGAUGAAGACAAUGUAGAUUUCGUGCGCGAGAUGCCUGUUAUGGUCGAUUACGUGCAAGGUUUUGUAAUUCCGACGAAGGAAAAUGUACCCAAGGAGGGUAUGCUUCCUUCGCCCAUUCCUGGACUGCCAGCAGUGACCGAAAAUCAGGUGCUAUCGGUGCGUUUCCAGGAUCCGAAGUUUGCGAACGAUUUUGUGUUCCCCGCAAGAAAGCUCGCCAAUGCUAUGGAUCAACCGAAGGUGCUGGAUGCGAGUGAAGGUCCAGUGAUCGGGUUCGGUCAACGUACAGAUCGAGCGCAACUUGCUCAAUCGGGUCAUCGGAUGCUGAAUAAUCGUUUGGGACUGGGGUACGGUGGUGGUGGACGAGGCGGAGGAGGAGGAGGAUACAACAACUCCCGGGGAUCGGGAGGCUAUGGCAACAAUAAUUACCACAAUGGUGGUCGUAGAGGUGCUAUGCAAAACUAUUCCGGCUACAACAGUAAUAAAGCUAACGAUGCAUAUAGCACCGGUAACCAGCAGUACAACCGUCAGGGCGAUGAUGGUCCGGCGGAUAACGUCGCAACAUCCGCAUCGGGCAGCGCCGGCAAUCGGAGCGUGUUCGAGCAGCUCAGCAGCCAGAUACAGCAGUAUCAGCAGCAAAUGAUGAACGAAAUUUCGCGCAAUACCUCAUCGCCGCCCGCGGCCUCGAACAUACUGCCAAAUCCGUUCGCCAAUCAGGUUAGCUACGAUUACAACAAUCCACGCGACAAUAGCAGCUGGACAAACAACAACGGUGGACGCCGUGGAGGUGGUUUUGGUGGUGGUGGAAGAUCCUACGGCAAUGGUGGUGGGAGAGGGAACUAUUGGAAUAAUAAUAAUAACAACAACAAUCGCUAUGGACAUAACAAUUAUGGUUCGUCCGGUGGGGGCAGAAAUAAUCGGUUUAACAACCAUCGCAGACCGUACUAAUCUAUGGAAGCGUUCCCUUUCGAGGUUUUAGUUUUGUUUUCCGCGUCUUUCGGGAAUUGAGCAUUUCUGAAAUAUGUAAAACUGCACGACGGUGCAAUGGACUUGGACUAAGUAAGCAAAAUAUGCGCAAAACAUAGCAACAUUUAAAGAACAUUUGAAUUUCAAUAACAACCUAUUUAGUGUCCCGAAUGUAUGGUACAAAUAGGCGCAUUUUAUAAAGAGGAAAUUAAGCUGCAAGUAACGGGAUCCGUUGUUAGUCGAAUUGGGAAGGCAGACCCGAUUCGCUAGGGCAAGUUAUUAGUUUGUUUCUUCCAAUGAAGAGACAUUACGUUGCCCCACCGAUGUAGAUAAAAUGUGCAAGUUGAUAGAUAUCAUAGUAGUAGUGGUAGCGUUACUAGAUAUGACUGAUCGUCAGCGUACAAAGUGCAUUUGUAUCAUUGAUCGCGUACGGUUUUCGUGUAAUUAAUUUGACACUUAGUGGGUGUGUGUGUACUACAUCUGCUGUGCGAGAAAGCGUUCCGCACCCCUGCCUCAUGCGAAUGUGAUCUUUCGUCAGAGUGAAAGCAUUUGCAGAGACAGCUUUUUGAACGUAUUACUACAUGGAACAUACAAUUAGAAUAAUAACCGUAAUAUGUGAAUAUUAAACGGUUGACGCAACUUUUAUCAAGUAAUGCAUGAUAAAUGCGACCUUAUUUUGCAAUCCGAAAGCAUUGAUCAUCAUGUGGUAGUAUUGUACAUCUUCCUUGAUACUUUUAUUAAUCUUCAUGUACUCCUAACAUAGUAAAAGUUCACGGGUUUGGAAAACAGUUGCAAAUACUAAAACAAUGUGAAUUUUAUUCACCACACAAUCAAUUAAAUUUCUCUUCGCUAUAAUCAGACAUAUCCGGAAUAAUAAACUGCAACAUGAAUCACUGUCCUCGUCUGUAACUUCUGUAUU